This is a messenger RNA of Lutzomyia longipalpis, 1832 nucleotides long. It is a transcript of the gene speck, whose product is annotated as arylalkylamine N-acetyltransferase 1. The record is from RefSeq and is a predicted model, not a curated record. Lineage: Eukaryota; Metazoa; Arthropoda; Insecta; Diptera; Psychodidae. The transcript has 4 exons. Gene Ontology annotation, molecular function: N-acetyltransferase activity. The coding region runs from base 761 to 1582 and encodes 273 amino acids.
GUAUUUUAUCAUUAUUUUAUCAUUAAAUAAAGACAUUAGAAUGUAGAUGCGUGGACAAGACUCCCACCAUUGAGGGCCAAAUUUCAACAAUUAACCCAUCUUAGAGACAAGAUAAUGCAACAAGAAAAUGAAUAAGUAAUCGUGACCCUGAACGAUAAACGAUAAAUCAAAUGACAAGAGACCGCAUUAAGGGGGAUAUAAAUUCACAUUUACGUAAUUUUAGAUUGUCUUUAAUCGCGUUCUUGGUGUAUCGUGAACGAGAGGUCUGCAGAGAGGAGGAAUAUAAUGCAUUGUAACAGAUUGACCACUGCUGGGUUAGUUCCCAUAUCAUGCCCCCAAGGGGGCAACGGGUAGGGCGGCAUGGGUAUGAUGCUGUGGCGGGGCAAGUGCAAUCCGAGUCACUUCACCAGCUUAUAUAAAGACUCAGCACCUUUUCAUUCUUUUGAUUUCAAGUCGAUCGCACUACUCCGAAGUGGAUGAUACCCCAUCAUCGCUCUUUUCUGCAAGAGAAGUUGUUGGGAAAAUUUCAGACGGAGUGAGAUUUACUCAUUGUGUUGUCCUGCAUUGCUUUUUCCUAUUCCUUUUUCUUUGUGUGCUCCUUCACCAAGUUAAUAGUCCUUUGGAAAAAGAAUUAUCGAGUAUUUUGUGAACUUUACCAUAGUGAUAUAUAAAAUAUUGUUGCAUGUGAUUGUUUUUGUCCUGUGAGAAUUUUCUUUAUCAUUUGCUUUACACAUACCGUCCGAAAGUAAGCACUGCAAUCAUGGAAGUUCAGGUGCAACCGAAAGUUCAAUUAAACCCCCCAUCAAUGGCAUACAGUGAGAGUCUCAUCGAAUACGGGAUUUCUAACUUGCUGACGCUACGGAGCGGUAGUGGGGUGUCGACGAAGAAAAUGUCUACAGAUGAAGUUGCUUCCUCAGCUUCAGAGAAAAUUCGAUAUGAGCUCGUCACAGAAAAGGAUACAGAGGAAAUACUGAAUCUAUUGAAAAUUUUCUUUUUCAAAGAUGAACCACUGAAUACUUAUUUGGAUUUGGGAGAGUGCAAAGAAUUGGAACAGUACUCAACAAAAUGUAUAAAAGAGAAAUGCUCAUUCAAAGCUCUUAAUUCCAAAAAUGAAAUUGUUGGAGUUUUCCUAAAUGGACUCAUUCAUAAGCCUAAAGAAGGGGAGGAACCUGUAAAACUGGCUGAUGGCUGUGAACAUAAGAAAUUCAGAAAAAUUAUGGGACUCAUGGAUUUUAUUGAUGAGAAGUUUAAUAUUUUUAACUUAUAUCCUGACAUUGAUGUCAUUUUGGAUGGUAAAAUUCUCUCGGUAGAUACCAAAUACCGCGGCAUGGGAAUUUCUGUGGAACUCACAAAUUGCACCAUUAAUUGGAUGAAAGAGAACAACAUUCCGCUUAUGCAUGUGCUGUGCUCGAGUCACUUUUCUGCACGCGUUAUGGAAAAACUGGACUUUAAGGAAGUUUUCAGAAUGCCCUACACUGAUUAUCUUGAUGCCAAUGGGCAGCAGAUCCUCUGCCCAGCCCAUCCACAUGUAGCAGCCCGAAGCUUAACCAAAAGAAUUAUUCCCUCAGAGUCCAGCAAGUAAUUGGUGGAGGAGAAGUACACUCUUAAAGUCACGUCAAUUAUAAAUAGUGUUGCGUGUUCAUUUGAAAUUUAUCAAAUAAGUUUCAAACGAGGAGCAUUUAUCCAGAACUUAUAAGAGAUACUUAAUAUUGUUAAAAAAAAAAGAAAAAUAUAUAUGAAUUACUAUUCUGGAUAAAUGCUCUUUGGUCCUAUAUAGAAUUUGAAUUUCGUGCCAAAUCACAAUAAAUAACACUCCAGUCAUCCAGAAAAAA